AUGCCUCUCAUCAACGGAAUAAAGAUGGCCUGCGAGCCUUGCAUCCGAGGCCAUCGCUCAACCAAAUGCACACACGCCAACGAGCGGCUAAUGGUGCCCGUUAGGAAGCCGGGCAGACCUCUAAGUAGCUGCCCCCAUCCGGCUUCACGCCCUUGCUCUUGUGGAAGAGUUACGGCUGCCAUACCCAAGAAACAAGCCUGCCAUUGUGGUCCCAGCAAAGAUGCCGAAUCACCAAUCCUCAAGCCCGAGAAUGGCGACAGUGCAAGCAGCUCGACACCCCAGAGCCCUGUUAGCAAGACACCGGGCUCGGGCUAUCGAGUACAAAAGACUAGUUCCAAGGGGAGUAAUUCAAGUCGGAGAGAAUCAGUUGACCCAGCGGCCUUGCAACGGAUGGACCCUAAAAUGCUCAACAUCUUACCUUCUUUUGAGGACACUGCUCAAAAGUCUGCCACGCCCCUUGCCGAUAUGAAUCCCUAUGGGAGUAUGGGAAUGACUCCUGCAGAUAGCCCCUUUGGUCCUGUUAUGUAUCCAAUGUUCCAACACGUCCAACCCCCUAUUCUGAGUCCGGAUAUCUCGAAAAGGACAAUGGCCAACCAGUCAGGUUCAAUGACAAGUACACAUGUCUUGGAAGAAUCGAAUCCACCUGCGCCCAAAGUCGGCUCUUGUUGCGGAGGAGGGAGUUCCAAUAACGCUGCAUCUACACCCAUAACUCUUACUGCAGCGCCGAGCCCUCCCAAACCCAAAAAGAGUUGCUGCUCUUCGAACAAUGACUCACCCAAGGCUGAUCAUAAAACCGAUACUAUACCAGUCAACGAUCUACCGACGCCCAACAGUAUGAUGAUGUCGCCUUUCCCAGCAUCUAUCAUGAUGCCAAACGGCAUGUAUGCUUACUAUCCUCAACCGACAGUCUUUACAUACCCACCUCAGUAUGGAUCAUAUCUGCAACCUCUUCAGCCGGAACAAUGGAGACAGGUCAUGGCUACGAUGACGUUUGCUGGUCAAGGAGGCAUGCCUUCACCUUACGGCAUGCCAGGUGCGACGCCGUUCCAGAACCCAACAGCCACUCAAACUCCACACUCAGCCUCGGGCACUUCUCAUCAAUGUAGUUGCGGUGCCUCAUGUGAGUGUGUUGGUUGUGCGGCCCAUCCCUAUAACGAGGCGACACAGAACUACGUAAAAUCAGCUUGGCAGAGUAUGAUGGACACCGGUUACACCCAUGUCAACGGGCACGGAAACGGCGAGGUACCGGCGACAAAUGGCCACAACAUGAACGGAAGCACACCGGCUGUACCACCCGUCGGCUCUGCCGAAGGCACCGUGUCGCCAGUCGCCCCCCAGACCCCCUCCGAGGCAGCCUCCGGAAUUAGCGAGGAGCAGGCAUUGUCGGCUAAUGACUUCUUCUUUGUCAGCUAUCCAUUUGGAGACUCUUGUGCGGGCGAGGAGGCUAGUUGCCCUUGCGGAGACGAUUGUCAAUGCCUAGGCUGUGUCAUUCAUGGAAACAACGAGGCAGUGGUAGAAACGGAGAGCCAGGCCUAG
Molecule: messenger RNA, 1536 nt
Organism: Fusarium coffeatum
Lineage: Eukaryota; Fungi; Ascomycota; Sordariomycetes; Hypocreales; Nectriaceae
Exons: 2
Coding region: 1-1536 (511 amino acids)
Biological process (GO): positive regulation of transcription by RNA polymerase II; intracellular copper ion homeostasis; intracellular iron ion homeostasis
Cellular component (GO): nucleus
Molecular function (GO): DNA-binding transcription factor activity, RNA polymerase II-specific; RNA polymerase II cis-regulatory region sequence-specific DNA binding; copper ion binding
Source: RefSeq, a predicted model, not a curated record